CUUCUUGGCUUCCUUUAUCCAUUGAAGAGAUAUUUAGUCAUAGCCCAGUGUCACAAUGAGGGUGACUCACAGCCUGGGAACCUGAGGACUCCUCACAUAUGUAGGUGCUCAAAGCUUGACAGAGGCCCAGUCUCCUCCACCACGAGAGGAUCAGCGAGGUCAGGGUGGCACAACUCUUCCUUCCCCCAGCACAGCGGGCAGGUCGCAAUCAGCCCAGCAAGUCCACAGCAGCUCCUGCGUCCCAGUUCAUCUUUAAUAAGGACAUCAUCUUCUUUUAUUGUUUGAGAAAGGAAUACCCCUGUCACAUACAGGAGAAAAAUGUUAUUUUGGUUGUUAGCUCUCCUGAUCCUCUGUGGUUUUCUGUGGAAUUAUAAAGGACAACUAAGGAUUGAAAACAUCACUGAUAAGUACAUUUUCAUCACUGGGUGUGACACGGGCUUUGGAAACUUGGCAGCCAGAACUUUUGAUAAAAAAGGAUUUCAUGUAAUUGCUGCCUGUCUGACUGAAUCAGGAUCUAAAGCUCUAAAGGCAGAAACCUCAGAGAGGCUUCACACUGUGCUUCUGGAUGUAACUGACCCAGAGAAUGUCAAGAGGACUGCCCAGUGGGUGAAAGACCAAGUUGGGGAAAAAGGUCUCUGGGGUCUGAUCAACAACGCUGGUGUUCUUGGUGUGCUGGCUCCCACUGACUGGCUGACGGUGGAGGACUACAGAGAACCUAUUGAAGUGAACUUGUUUGGACUCAUCAAUGUGACAUUAAAUAUGCUUCCGAUGAUCAAAAAAGCUCGAGGGAGGGUUAUCAAUGUCUCCAGCAUUGGGGGUCGACUUGCGUUCUGUGGAGGGGGUUAUACUCCAUCCAAAUAUGCAGUAGAAGGCUUCAAUGACAGCUUAAGGCGGGACAUGAAAGCUUUCAGUGUGCACGUCUCAUGCAUCGAACCAGGAUUGUUCAAAACAGGACUGUCAGAUCCAGUAAAGACCACUGAAAAAAAACUUGCCAUUUGGAAACAUCUGUCUCCAGACAUCAAACGACAGUAUGGAGAAGGUUACAUUGAAAAAAGUCUAAACAAACUGAAAGGCACUGUAUCCUAUGUGAACAUGGACCUCUCCUUGGUGGUGGAGUGCAUGGACCAUGCUCUCACGAGUCUCUUCCCUAAGACCCGUUAUGCUGUUGGAAAAGACGCCAAGACUUUCUGGAUACCUCUGUCUCACAUGCCAACAGUUAUACAAGACUUUUUAUUGUUGAAACGGAAAGCAGAACUGGCUAAUCCCAAGGCAGUGUGACUCAGCUGACCACAAAUGCCUGCCCCAGGCUAAGAAAUUGGUUGAUUUCAAGGACACAUCUCCUUUUCAAUACUUGGACUCAUUUAGAUCACCUUUCUUUUGAUAAAUGAAGGGAUCGCAUCAUCACUGGUGACGUCCCAGGGUCCCUUCUCAAGCCUUCAAAAAGAAGGGCAGGGAUGGCUCCUGCCCGAUAUUUAGGUUUUACCUGCUUGGUAUGAUGUAAGGGAAAUUGAAAGUCUUUCCCAUCCAAAAUGAUCUCCACUGCUGCCUGCCCCACACUUCUAGUCCCCACCACUUAGAGUAACUCCUGAAUGUUAAAUAUUUGUCCCUUAUCAAAAUGUUCAGAGGUAAGUAGAAUACUUUCAUAAGUGGAUUAGACACGUUCUGUUAUCUUGCUAAGAAGAGCU
Molecule: messenger RNA, 1685 nt
Organism: Ceratotherium simum simum (southern white rhinoceros)
Lineage: Eukaryota; Metazoa; Chordata; Mammalia; Perissodactyla; Rhinocerotidae
Gene: DHRS9
Product: dehydrogenase/reductase 9
Biological process (GO): steroid metabolic process
Cellular component (GO): intracellular membrane-bounded organelle
Molecular function (GO): oxidoreductase activity
Source: RefSeq, a predicted model, not a curated record